ACGUCGAUUGCAAUACUACGCGAACAACCGUCGGACGCGCAACACCCGCCCGCAUUCGACGAACGUACACGAUCACGCGCGCGCACCACUACGAAAACGUGCGCAAUAUUAUCAAACAUAUUCCGUUGAUUGCGUUUUGGUACACGAUUUAAACAUUUUUUCGAUUUCGACACCAGUACUUACUGCCGGCGGUGUGUCCGUCCGUGUAUGAAAACCGUUGGUUCUACCUCGUCUCGUCAAUCCGUAGUCUAGCGAACCCGAGGAGCGGUUAGGUUUCGUUGUCGCAUCUCGUCGUCGAACUCAGAACAUGGAUAACGUUUCGGUUUCAUCGGGGUCCUCGUGCACGUCCGGCGGGGCCGCGGACGGCGACGAACUGUCGGCCGUGCUCAACAGACGCCAGAAGAUCAACGAGGCGCUGGAGGAUGGCAAACCGGUGCCUCCGCACUUCAACAGGCGGCAGAACACGAAAAACGUGUACCUGGAGUUCAAAGAGUUCUCGCGGAAGCAGAUCAACGAGUACGAGGCGACGUUCAAGAAAUUCGACACGGGCAAAGAUGGAUACUUAGACUUAGGAGAAUUGAAGCGUAUGAUGGAAAAGCUGGGUGUUCCGCAGACUCAUUUGGCGCUCAAAGCAAUGAUCAAAGAGGUAGACGAGGAUGGUGACGACAAGAUUAGUUUUAGAGAAUUUUUGUUGAUCUACCGCAAAUCAUAUGAUGGUUCGUUACCAGAGGACUGUGGUCUAAAUGAGUUGGCUCGAUUGACGGAAAUAAAUGUGGACGAAGUUGGUGUAAUCGGCGCUAAAGAAUUUUUUGAGGCCAAAAUCGAGUAUCAAGGCAUUGCGAAUCGGUUCGAGUAUGAACUACGACAAGAGAUGGAGGAGAAAAAACGGUUAGAGGACGAAAUGUCUAAACGGAAAAUCGCGUUUAAAGAAAAGAGUGCUAUUUUUCAAUGAUGUCCCAGAAAAAUCACUGCUCCCCGUUUUAUUUCCUAUUUACCUGCCCUCGUUGCGACAAGUGUUAGAAUUUUGUUCGGUACUUAUUUUUGAUGUACUACAGAUUUUACCAUAAAAAUUAUUUUAUACUAGUAAUUAUUUAUUAUUUAAAAUCCAUUAUUAAACAUAAUGUACAUCAAUUGUUUCCCGAACUAUACCUGUAGGAUAAUUGUUAAUUUUGUUUUUUUUCUACCAUAUAAUUGUAUAAUUUUGUUUAUUGUAAAUGUUUCUACUACCUAUACAAUUUUUGCCUAACUGAAUUUUAAUAAAAUGUAAAAUAUGUAAGUA
This is a messenger RNA of Sipha flava (yellow sugarcane aphid), 1279 nucleotides long. It is a transcript of the gene Swip-1, whose product is annotated as EF-hand domain-containing protein D2 homolog. Gene Ontology annotation, molecular function: calcium ion binding. Bases 308 to 952 code for a protein of 214 amino acids. NCBI's taxonomy places the organism in Eukaryota, Metazoa, Arthropoda, Insecta, Hemiptera, Aphididae. The transcript is spliced from 4 exons. The record is from RefSeq and is a predicted model, not a curated record.